Messenger RNA from Mytilinidion resinicola, 825 nucleotides. RefSeq lists its product as uncharacterized. The coding region runs from base 349 to 825 and encodes 158 amino acids. NCBI's taxonomy places the organism in Eukaryota, Fungi, Ascomycota, Dothideomycetes, Mytilinidiales, Mytilinidiaceae. The transcript has a single exon. The record is from RefSeq and is a predicted model, not a curated record.
CAAGGAAGAGGUAUAUACUAGGGACUACGAGUUUGAGUGGCUUCAAACGCUUCUGAUCGGCCUACAUCGCCGUUGUCCGGAAUGGUUCAACCAGUUAUCAGAAUUUGGCAAGAGUGCUCAGAACCUGGGGCGAGAGUGAGUGCACAAGCUUACAUCGUAGUUGCAGGGUAUGUAUUCACCGAGUUUGGCCAGUGAUGUCAGCGCUGAGAAGAGACUCCUAAUCUCAGAUGAAGACAAACGCUUCAAUAGAACCUUUUCUCUACGACUCCCAGAAACUUCAACUCCAACCCACACCUCCCUACCCACCAGCACACACCAAGAAACUACCACCCCGUCUCUACAGGCACCAUGGAGUCUCUCAUCACCUGCUACCCCCAAAUCCACUGCGGCCACUGCGGCGCCGACCACUACAACCUAACCGGCGAAGAAGAAGACAACCUCUGGAGCAUCUCUGAUGGGGGAAACCUGAACGCCGAAAUCAUCCCCAUCCUCCACGACAACUCGGUCCGAAAGCGCUGCCUAUUCGACGUCAUCAACCGGAACAACGCCUCUCUCGAGGAACGAUUGGAGAAGAAGGUAGAAGCUUUCACGAUCUUGGAGAAGAGAUGCCUUGAGCUCCAAAAACACCACACGGAUCUCAAGGCGCACUAUGAUGAGCUGAAGAAGGCGGUUAUAGAGCGAGUGGCGGCGCAUGAGAGCAGGAUACGAGCUCUAUGCAAGGAGAAGAUGGCGUUGGAGGAACGGAAUAGGCAGAUGGAGGCGAAUAUGGCCGCGUUGGAGAGGGUUAUACCGGGUAUGGGUAGGGAACUGGGGGGGAUGAAUUAG